Meloidogyne enterolobii is the source of this 505-nucleotide messenger RNA. The record is from the annotation of a GenBank genome assembly. NCBI's taxonomy places the organism in Eukaryota, Metazoa, Nematoda, Chromadorea, Rhabditida, Meloidogynidae.
CGUUCCAUUCGAAAAUGUUUCCUACCCUUCCGAAGUUUUGGAAUUUUUCGGAUGUCCAAAAGAAAAGGAACCAUCAAUUGUUGAAAAAGAAUCUAAAUUGGUUGAUGAAUUGAAAAAUUCGGUCCCAAUGAAUUUACACAAAAAGGAAAUCAAGAAGGAUAUUAAGGAAAAGAAUUUGUUAGUGGAUUUUGAAAAGGAAGCUGAUUUUGAUCUUCCCAUGAAUUUAUUUGAAGAAAAGGCUGAAAAUAAAUUUAAAGAGGAAAGUGAUAUUUCUGAAAAAGAUUUGGAUAUAGGUUUAGUGGAAGAUUUUGGAAAUGAACAAUUUUGUGAAUUGGAUGUAGAACUUAACUGCUCCUUAGAUGGAAAACAAGAUUUUGUAUCUGUUGAAUUUCCUAUUCCAACAGAAAUCCAUGUUUAUCAAGAAGUUAUUCCAUUGGAUAUUCCUGUUGAAAUUGUUUCUGCUGAAAGUGAAAAGUGUUUUGAUUUGGAAAAAGAAGUGUUUUGA